AUGGGCAUGGAAAUGGCAGGUGAGAUGCUGAUUGGUGAAAACUCAGUUUUUGGAACAAGGAUGUCAUUUCAGAAGUCAGUCUUGAAAAAUCUUCUUGAUGUAUCUGAAUUUAAAACCUAUUUGAAGUUCAUUCAGUCAUAUAAACAAUUUGUUAAAAAGGUAAUUUUUUACAAAGUUAAAAAUCACUUUACAGGAGAGAACAAAAUGAUCACAUUUGAGGAAAAGCUCCACAGUGAAGUCAUAGAGGAAAUUACUCUGGCGAUCAAAAAAGCAGAACAAGACUCAAAGAAAAAUGACAUCAAGGGAUUCAUUGAAAACAUCUGCAAGGAACUUGAAAUCAAGCUUGUUUUCCCCAAGGAUGUUGUGGACAAAAUCAGCACACUGAACAAUGCAAAUCAGCAAAAAUUCACUGAAUCCCUUCAAUGUUCUGUGAAGGACAUGGAUAAAUUACUGAAAACCAGUUUUCAAGAAAGAGAUUUUCAAAGCAAAAUAGAUUGUCUUCAAACCAAACCACAGGAUGUGCUGUUCAAUCGAGUGUGGGGCUGUGGGAAACCGUGUCCAUUCUGUGAAGCACCAUGUGAGGCUGGAGGAGGAGCCCACACUGAACACUUUGUCUCAAUCCACAGACCAAAAGGUCUCGGCUGCUACGGAUUUGAUGAUUCUAAAAAACUAGUGACAGACAUCUGUACAUCAUUAGUGCACAGUGACAAAUGCUUUAAGUGCCUUGACACCAAUGAUCAGUGGCAUCCAUACAAGGAGUACAAAAUAAUCUAUCUAGACUGGCGAAUCGAUCCAGACCCCAGCAUAAAGGCCUCACUAUACUGGAAAUAUGUGAUGACAAGUUUCAUCAACUGGUUAAUUAAUUCUGGAGACUUCAUUUGCCAAUCACAUGUAGACAGUGUUACCUGA
This is a messenger RNA of Carassius gibelio (silver crucian carp), 909 nucleotides long. RefSeq names its product interferon-induced very large GTPase 1-like. The coding region runs from base 1 to 909 and encodes 302 amino acids. Lineage: Eukaryota; Metazoa; Chordata; Actinopteri; Cypriniformes; Cyprinidae. The record is from RefSeq and is a predicted model, not a curated record. The transcript has a single exon.